CCUCCAGAAUUUUCUGCCUGUCCUCUGAAUACCGAUGAGGAUGUGAAUAACUGGCUCAAAUUCUUUGAAAUGAAGGCUCCACUGAUUUGUCAGCCAGUAAUAGUUUCCAGAGAUCCAGGCUUUGACCUGCGCCUGGAGCACACCCACUGCUUCAGCCACCACGGGGAAGGAGGGCACUACCACCAGGACACCAGCCCCGACAGCGUGCAGUACCUGGGCUACCUCCUGCCCGCCGAGCUGCUCUUCCGCAUCGACAGGCCCCCCGAGACGCACACGGUGGGGCGGGACUGA
Molecule: messenger RNA, 291 nt
Organism: Merops nubicus (carmine bee-eater)
Lineage: Eukaryota; Metazoa; Chordata; Aves; Coraciiformes; Meropidae
Product: ester hydrolase C11orf54 homolog
Exons: 2
Cellular component (GO): nucleus
Molecular function (GO): zinc ion binding; hydrolase activity, acting on ester bonds
Source: RefSeq, a predicted model, not a curated record